AUGACUAAAUGCACUAUAGCCAGCAGGUCAAAAAAUGCCGAGGCGCCAUUUUCAGAAUCUCAAUUACUUGAGAUCAUAAAUGAAAAUUCCAAACUAACGCCACAAGAGCUUGCUUCGAAAUUAGCCGACAAAUUAACGACUAUAUCGUCAAAACAUAAAUUCCUUAUUCACUAUACGUCAUUAGCUACUAAUAAUGCAAAUUCUUUUGAUAUGUGCCUCAAUACUGACUUUGUAUCGAUUUGGGAAUCUUCUAAAGAUGGAUGUAUUACUGUUCAGCUUGAUUUGAUGAAUGGAAGUUGUGAUGAAGAGGAAGCCAAAGCCCAAGACGAGGAUGCGGUAAUGAAAGACGAUGCCACAACAAAGAUAUCAGAAAAUUCUACUAAUGAAGGGGAUGCAACCGACGGUAACCUGAAGGAGAUCGAUGUGUCAACACCCAGUGAAAUUACAUCAAAAACGAGCCCAAGUCAAGUCAAUUGUUUAUUCAUUACAGUAUAUUGGAUAAGUAUAUAA
This is a messenger RNA of Lodderomyces margitis, 510 nucleotides long. RefSeq lists its product as uncharacterized. The transcript has a single exon. NCBI's taxonomy places the organism in Eukaryota, Fungi, Ascomycota, Pichiomycetes, Serinales, Debaryomycetaceae. Bases 1 to 510 code for a protein of 169 amino acids. The record is from RefSeq and is a predicted model, not a curated record.